CAUUAUCAUCUUUUUUUUUCACAGUCUCGUUUAUACCUUAUUUUCCCCUUGCAGAGUGUGCUUCGCAGUACAUGUUGCAAUAUCAACUAAUUUCUGUCUUUUGGCAGAAAAUAAUGGACUCUAAAUCAAAAAGGAAAAGAGUGAAGAAAUGCUUGAAAUUCAAAUUAAAUGUUGAAACGAGGAGAAACUUAAAUUUCGUACUUCUGUGUCCACAGAGCGCUAUUUUAAUUGCUUGAUUCUAUCUUUUCCUCUCAGAAAUCUCCUUGGUCGCUCUGGUUUAUUGAACUUAUUGAGCACAUUUUAAAUCCCACGUGAUAGAUAUCAUGUAUAGUAAGGGUCACUUCAUAAAAAGUGAUUACUUUGUACCAGAUUUCUUCAUAAAUGAAUUUCCUCUUCAAUAGACCAUACAUUUCCCUUCACAGGUGAAGUUUGGUCUCGUGAAAAGCCUUCCCCAGCAAAAUUCUCUAGCGACGGAGGAAUCACAGCAAAAAUAACACUUCCAAAUUUUAUGGGACAUGCAAGGUAUGUUGAGCAAGUUAUAGUUCUCCCCUUCAACAAAUAUACGAAAUCUAGGAUACUUUCUAAAUACCAGGAAAGCUUUUUAAGGCUGGUUCUCAAUUGUGUUUAAUCUCCAAUAGCGUUAGUCGAUGAACCCCAAUCAUGAAGAAAAAAUUCUUGAACACUAAGUAUAAGCCCUGUUAUCAUAACUUUUGGAUGCCGCAGUUACAGUAGUUCACAUAAUUUUAAAGACUUGUGAGAAUGCUCUCUUUAUAAUCUUCUUGAUAACCUCUAACUGAUUUUGUAUUAUGUUCCGCAGUUAAUAGCCUCUUAGUUCGUGUUUGUCUCUUUCCGUGUUUUUAAAAAUUAGAAUAUUCUUUACAUCAAUUGUAUGCGUAAUUUCGGGUUUUCAGUGAAACCAAUUUUUGAGACCUUGUUAAUACGACAGCUUAAAAAAAGAAUCUUGGUCUUACAGUUUUUUCCAGAUCAUCGUCAUUACAUAUCGCUCAGACUACAAUGGUGUCGUAAACCCACCAGCAGAUUUUACAACACAAGAGCUGAUGACUUAUGAAGAAGCUCACAAAUCUCCAUUACCUGCAGCUUAUGUCACUUUCCAGUUUGGAGGAAAUGAUUUUAACAAUCACCAAGAAUUUACCGUAGGAGAUGGAGUCCAAUCAAACAGUAAAAUAAGGAGCAAGAGAAGUAAUGGUGAAGAGUAUUAUUACAACAGACCAUUGCACCCAAAUAAGAACUACAGAGCGUUUCUCAGAGCUUUUGUCACAGAGGUAUUUUGAUCAACUGAUUUGUCUCCACCUAAAAUUAUGCAACAUUAUAAUACAAAAGAUGAACGGCGUAUUUUUUACCUUAAGGCCCAAUAUAUUUUGAAUGUAGUCGUUACUUCUCGCUGCUUCCACUCCAAAUUACGUCUUUGUCAUGCCCCCCCCCCCCCCCCCCCCCCCCCACCCCCACCCCCACCCCCCCCCCCACCCACGUUUUCAAGUUUCCAAUUCCCUAGGUUGUAAAUUGUGAACUACUAGGUUCGUUAUUAUGGAAGACAUCUUUUAAAAUAAAGUGCUUUUCGAUCGAAUGUCGUAAAGCCAAAUCCAUAGCAAUCACAACGGCCGAUCAGAAGAGAGAAAAAAAGCUCGAAAGUCAAGAGAAUUCAAAGUUAAUCCAACCUGCCUGCAGCUCGGGAAAACAUUAGCGGCCAAGUUGAUUGCUUUUAGUUUUACAUCUGAUUGGUCGAGAGAGUGGGGCGAGUUUUCCGGACCGUUCAGAGAGCGAUGUAAAAGAAAAAAAAAGGCAAUCCCGCACUAUUUUCUACUCUUCAAAUUGCUUAUAUCAGGUCAUUGAUGUAGACUGUAUAGAGGGGAAGUACUACAGCAAAGUACGACAUGAUGUCGUAUUGUGCAUGGGCUGCUUUCAUUAAUACAUCAUAUUAAUUUACUAGUCACAAAGAACAUACGAUGGGUUUAUCUUCAGAAAAAGAGUUGUCCUUAAUUUUUUUGUACUUGUUUGAAUCCAUUUUGCUCAAGGAAUUUCGCUUAUGACGUUUUUAUGGGCUGUCUUUGCAGACGCUGUAUACCUCAAGCAGUUUCAUAGCGCUGAAAACUAAAGGUACCGUACGAUUUUGCAUUUAUUUUAGUGGUUCUGUGGCUUUCUCUAUUCAUGAUGUUUAACAGUUUUGUAAGUAAAGGAAAUCAGGCAUGAUGAUAGAUUUAUAGAAUAAGAGAGAUGGUGUUUUUAGCUCGGUAAAGAAUAGAGAAAGAUGUUUUUUCGUCUUGUCACGAACGUGGGACUAAGAAAAUAUUCUGAGUCCCCUUGAGCAAUCUAUUCCUCAUGGGGACUCAGAAUUUUCAAUGAUAAGUUAAGUAGUUGUCAGAGUAUAGCUUGUUUUAGGUGUUUUGAAUUGAAAACGGAAUGUCUUGUAAUAUAAUCAUGGCAGAUAAGCCCGUGGUCAAGGAACUACCAGAAAAGACAACUAUAAUUGUUGGUGAAAAGGCAGAGUUGAUAUGUGAGGCCAGCGGAGAUCCACAACCUUCUGUUACGUGGAGUAAAGAUGGAGAUACCAGUAUACCACGGGCUAACUUUAACAAUGAUGGCAAGGUACUUGUUAUCAGAGACGUGAUACCUCGUGAUAGCGGUGUCUAUGAAUGUACAGCAUCGAACAGUUUUGGAGUGAGCCAUUCAGCUACAACUUUGAUCGUGACUUGUAAGUUGGAAAUCAGUACUUUUUUUGUUCCUCAUGUAGCGAAGUCUUUACCUAUCAAGUACUUUGGUACAUCAAAUAGCCAACGUGGCGCUAUAUGAAUUUGCUGUUCAAAUAUUGGUUUUUUUCCUUGUUGAAUUAGUGGUCCAUCGCAAGUCAUCCCACUGUUACCCGUUGCUCGCGUGAGGUAAAACGGCAAGAUGGUAACCACCCCCCUUCUCUCUUCUUUUUUCUUUAUUUAAAUUUUUGGAACAUUAUAUGUCUCGUUUGUUAUUUACUUGUGUGCACCUUAAUUCGAGAUAAACAAAAAGACUUGUUUUGUUGCAUGCUGUUCAUAUCAUACGGCUUACUUCAAGUGUAGUUUGUUCGAACCUGUUAAUUGAUAACAAUUUCCUUUUUAUUCUUUGAAUUAGAUAAACGAAGCAACUUCCCUGUUGCUGUUAUCGUUGUGCUUUGUGUUUUUUGUGUGUUGUUGGCUGUCAUUGGCGUACUGGUAUACAAGUGGAAGUAUAGAAGAGCUAGAAUCGAACUAAAUGACAAAACAAACGAUCUGAACAGACUCGUCUAUGAUGUCAUGGGUCCUCUCGACUCUUCGUAUGAGCAACUUGCGUCUUCCCCAGGACCUUGUCUUCAACUCCACUCGAUGUCUUCCGAAGACCAAUCGCCUGCAUAUCUUGAACUUCAAGGUUUGAAGUUUGAAAAUAGAGCAUUUGAUAGCCAAAGUGUGAGCUUUGAGAAAGAAACUGAAGAGAGAGAAGGAGAAGACAGGGAAGAAAUUGUUAAUGACACAGGAAAUAGAGUGUGUUGAUUUGGUUCUAUUCUUCUCACUGCUCUUUUCAAUUGAAGAUAGAAUCCCCUCGGAACAUAGAUAUUUCUGGCCUAUGAUCGCAGAGUCACAAUUGAACAGUAGACUUGGUACAGCCGCCUAUUCUCAUAUAGAAAAUCGUGACAUAUAGUAGCGCUGUUGUGGCCUUCAGAUGAGUAAAGAUAAAAUUUGAAGAGGCUGUUCUUCUGCUAUACAGUAAAAGAAUUUAUAUUACUCUUGUGCCCUAAAUUGAAUAUUCAGUUCGAUCUUUGUAGAUCACAGUCAUGUAGUACUUACAUAGAAUUAGCAGAACACUUCUAAAUCAAGGAGACUAUUUUAAGAACCUAUCAUCAUGUUCUUCAUAUCUAUGUGGUAAAUGAUCAGAGAAAACUUAAUUUUAACUAGACCCUGUGAGCAGGGUAACUGGGAUACCUGAUGGUACUGGAUCCUCGGGAUCAAGUGUAGUGAUACUACCGGGUGUCGGAAUAGUAUACUGAAAUAGUAAGCUCAAAAAAGGUUGUCAUCAGGUGAUAGGUGAUAGGUCAUUCCAAGACGGAAAGGGAUCUUGGGUAUACAACUCAGUAAAUAGUUCUUGCUGAGUGUUGUACAUUUAACGCUUUAACUAGAUAACAGUUUUUCUGUAUAGUAUUUUUAUAAACAGAGCAAAUAUAAUGUGAACCUUCCCACUAGUGACUGAAUAAGAAAAUCUAUGUCAUUCAUUUCUUCAAAUAUAUCAAGUGUGCCAUUAGGAUUGAAUCAUAUAAUAUAGUACUUAACACUUUUU
Pocillopora meandrina is the source of this 4296-nucleotide messenger RNA. Lineage: Eukaryota; Metazoa; Cnidaria; Anthozoa; Scleractinia; Pocilloporidae. The record is from the annotation of a GenBank genome assembly.